CAUUCAUCACAGGAGUUGCUCGAUCAUGAUUCACUAUCAGAUUGUUCUAUCCUCUCUUUAAGCCGUCUUCUUAAAGAAAUAUAGGUUUCCCUUUUUCCUUUAAGUUACAAUAUAAUUGGGAGAAAUUAUUCGUUUAAUAAACACUCGACUUGCAUUAUGUAACUACACAUGCGCUAUUAGCAAUCUGACUUGUAUUCUAUUCACUGGAUCAUGUGGCGUGUAAUUUCGUAGGAAGCCGGUUAAAUUAAGUUUAGUUUAUUUUGAUAUUAAUGAGUUUUUAGGAAAAUAAGUACAAAAUGGUUGAAGAACAACAGAAACGAGUCGAAGAACAUACUAGCAAAAUAGUCGAAGAAAUUGAUAAAUCAAUGAGAAAAAUGAAGGGUGAUGCAUAUAGAUGUGCUGCAAUUUGUUGUGAUAAUGAGACCUAUAGUAUACAACGAGUGCAGAACUGUGUAAAAAAUUGCAAUAAUUCACUGGAUCAAGCUCAAGAAUAUGCUAGAGAAGAACUGGAAAGAGUUCAAAAUCGAUUACAAAGGUGUGUUAUGGAUUGUAAUGACAGAAUAAAAGAUGCGGCAGGUCCAAAUCCAUCACAGCGUGAUUUGGAAAAAUAUAGUGAAAUAUUUGAUAAGUGUGUAACAAAAUGUGUAGAUAAUUAUUGUGAAAUAUUACCUACCUUACAAAAAACAAUGAAAAAUGUUUUAUCUGAGAAGAAAUAUCAACAGUAACAUAAAUAAAACUAAUGAAUUGCAAUCUAGAGAUAAUAAAGUUAUUAAAUACUAAACUGCCAAUAUUUUAUGUAUAUUGCAUAGAAUUUUUUUUAAUUAUAUAUAAAUACAAUUUUUAGUACUACUUUAUAAAAAUAUCCGUUUCAAUAAUAUGUACUUUAAUUGCUUUUAAAUAUAAAAGACAACUAUAUGUAAACAAUAUUUUGUACACAAGGAAAUAGUGAACAUAAUGAAUUUUAUGAUUAUUGUAUUUAUUAAUUAAUACACUUGAUGAUUGCAGUGGUACAUUUUCAUUUCUCUUUUUAUUCUUUUCUCUCACUCGCUUUCACUCUCUCUCCCUCUCCCUCCCAGCCUUUCUAUUUUGUUAAACGUAAUAACAAAUUCUGUGUUGCAAUUAAUAUCAUUUCUUUAUUGUUACAAUAGACAUUACGCUUAUUGCACACUUUUUUCAUGAUAUAAAACCUUUACACCACUCUCGCUCAAAAUACAAAAUAAUCGGUCAAAAUGUGUUGCGUAAAUUUUGUUCUAAACUGUAGGUAAUCUGCGAAUAAAUUGUUUAAAUAAUAAUAAUUUAAAUAUAAAUAUCAACACAACAUAAUUCAAUUGUUUCUUCACGUGUACAAGUUCCUAUAAAAUUAGCCAUUGGGCUUAGUAUUCAUUUUCUUUCGUUUUUCUUUCUGAAUCAUUGUAACAUUCAAUUCUUAUCAUAGCUGCAAAGAUUAAGGUGGCUCAGUGCACUUCUUGUGCAAUGUAAGGUAUGAGCGAAGUGCCUCAUUUUUUUGCAAUAAACAGCCCUUUGCUGAUAUGCAAACUCGCAAAAAUUCGACGAGAGUGAUUACAUUUCAAGUAACGACACAACUUCUCGCUUAUCACCUUUUUUUGUCUUUUUUUAUAUUUUUUUUUCUUUUUUUUUUUUUAAUACGCGUCUCAAAUUCCUAAAUGCGACUCGUACAUGUGUCGAUUAUGACUCAAUGUCGUCAAAUGGAAUGGCAUGAGUGUUUUUUUUUGUUUUGGAAAAUGUCAAUUUUCUCAGAUGUCUCGAGGUAUAAGUGAAUGCUGCGGUAUUUAUUUCGCACCUGGCGUCGCACGGAUUGAGAAAAAAGGUCUAUGUAACAUUUUGUAUCCCAAUCAGUCAGACUCUUCGGACUAGAUUUUUUUUUCUUUUAAUAAGAUUGAGAUUACGCGCUUCUUUAUCAAACGCUGGUCAUAUGUGAAUAACUGUAGGUACAUCUGGUAGAAAAAGAAUUGAAGGUACAAGGUGAAUGUAAGUUAUGGCGCUGUGGCAACAAAUUUGGCCAGUGCGUUUCGCCCUUAUGAAAAUUUGAAUUCCAAUCGUUCGCGCAUUAUCCUCUUUUUCUUCUUUUCUUUUCGUAGAAACUCAAUUAAAUUCGACGAUGGUACAAAACAAGACAAGUACCUACAUAUUCUGCUUUAGAUUUUGAGGUAAUCAGAUAUCACAAAAUACAAAGAACAGUAGUUAAUUUUUUUAGGAAGUUCCUGCUUUUUUUAA
Molecule: messenger RNA, 2235 nt
Organism: Bombus pascuorum
Lineage: Eukaryota; Metazoa; Arthropoda; Insecta; Hymenoptera; Apidae
Product: protein FAM136A-like
Exons: 3
Coding region: 297-725 (142 amino acids)
Cellular component (GO): cytoplasm
Source: RefSeq, a predicted model, not a curated record